Molecule: messenger RNA, 721 nt
Organism: Rubroshorea leprosula
Lineage: Eukaryota; Viridiplantae; Streptophyta; Magnoliopsida; Malvales; Dipterocarpaceae
Source: the annotation of a GenBank genome assembly
AUAGUUGGAAAGAGUAAAAGACCUAAGAUGGAUAAAAAUGACUCAGAGUCAAAGUUUGAUGGGGAAGGUUCCUAGUGAUACUGCUGUGAGUUUAACGGUAAACGAUCUCCAGCUUAGAUUUCUGGAAUCAUCCUCCUCCUUCAAUAUCCAUGAAAUGCCUCUGGUUCAGUUUAUUGGGAGAGAUCUGUUCAUUAAAGUUACUCAUAGAGCUCUUGGUGGGGCUAUUGCUGUUUCAUCCACUUUGUUUUGGGAGAGGAUUGAGGUGGACUGUCUAGACAAUGGGGGAAACCUGGUAAAUGAGAAUCGAACAAUGUUAGAUUCAGUUGAAAAUGGUUCUCUUGUCACUUUGAAUGGAUAUCCUCCCCUUAAAGCUGUCUUUUGGGUUGAUAACAAAAAGAAGCAUCAAUCAAAUGGAAAAGCUUUUGUGAUUCCUUUUCUCGACAUAAGCAUUGUACAUGUCAUUCCCUUCAACGAACAGGACAAAGAGUGUCAUAGUUUAAUGGUGUCAGCUAGUAUUUCAGGUGUUCGCUUAGGUGGAGGAAUGAAUUAUACGGAGGCCUUGCUGCAUCAAUUUGGAAUUCUUAGGCCUGAUGGUGGUCCUGGUGAGGAACUCUCCAAAGGGUUGGAAAAUAUAUCAGCUGGGCCACUGGCUAAACUUUUGAAGCCAUCUGCUCUCAUCAAUGGCUAAACUUUUGAAAUCAAAUAAAAUAAGUCUCAAACA